Molecule: messenger RNA, 868 nt
Organism: Aedes albopictus (Asian tiger mosquito)
Lineage: Eukaryota; Metazoa; Arthropoda; Insecta; Diptera; Culicidae
Product: farnesol dehydrogenase
Exons: 2
Coding region: 90-827 (245 amino acids)
Source: RefSeq, a predicted model, not a curated record
AGUAUUCGCAAUCAAAGCCUAGUCGCAAUCGAGCGAGCAGCACAAUCACAUCACGUUGUUAUCUUACAAUCUCUGUUCGGAUAUCGGAUAUGGACCGCUGGGUAGGAAAAGUGGCCGUAGUGACCGGAGCAAGUUCCGGCAUUGGUGCUGGUAUCGCAAAGGAUUUGGCCAAGGCCGGUAUGGUGGUUGUUGGACUGGCUCGCCGAGUGGAACGUAUUGAAGCGUUGAAAGCGCACUUGCCGGAAUCGGCUAGAAGUCGGCUACACGCGGUCAAGUGUGAUGUAUCCAAGGAAGAGAACAUCCAGCAGGUGUUCCAAUGGGUGGAGAAGAAGUUCGGAGGCGUUGACGUGCUGGUCAACAAUGCCGGAAUGCUGCGGCAAACGGAUCUGUUGGAGACCGGGAAUGCUCAAAUGAUACGUGAUACGUUGGAUGUCAAUGUGAUGGGACUGGUGCUGUGCAGUCAGAUCGCUUAUCAAUCGAUGAAGAAGCGCUCGGUCGAUGGCCAUAUUGUGCACAUCAACAGUGUUACCGGUCACAAAGUGUUCGAUAUUCCGCAGUCGAAUAUCUAUCCAGCAACGAAGCACGCAGUCACGGCCAUCACGGAAACGAUGAGGAACGAACUGAGGAACGCCGGAUCAAAAAUUAAGGUUACGAGUAUUAGUCCAGGUGUAGUUAGCACCGAAAUCAUACCGGAAGCGAUGCUAGGAGCAGGCCUCCCUAUGUUGGAAGCGGAAGACAUUUCGGGAGCUGUAUUGUACGUUCUUGGAACACAUCCUCGGGUGCAAAUUCAUGAAUUGAUCAUUAAACCUGUUGGCGAAAAAUUUUAGUUACCGAAUCGAUGUGCUGUGUUGAAGUUAUUUUGGAAUAG